Molecule: messenger RNA, 1711 nt
Organism: Osmerus eperlanus (European smelt)
Lineage: Eukaryota; Metazoa; Chordata; Actinopteri; Osmeriformes; Osmeridae
Product: retinol dehydrogenase 12-like
Exons: 7
Coding region: 275-1180 (301 amino acids)
Source: RefSeq, a predicted model, not a curated record
CAAUCUGGCCAACCACACCACAGCGAUCCAGCCACCCUCUUUCCAAGGCAGCACAGCGAACUGCCCAGUCUUACCCAGUUUAGGUGUGAUGUCGACCUACAUAAACUACCUAAACUGUGAGGUAAACUAGGUUAGCUAGGGUACCUGGCACCUGAAACGGCAGUCGAGGGUCAUGUUGUGACAAGACAAGGAGGAAGGGAGGACGUGAGGUACCUUGCCUUGCUCCCACAGCUGCUCUGAAUACAGGGUGCUGAAUCAGGCUCCAGCCUCUAGCAUGGCUAACAUCUACACACUCAGAGCAUUGCUCUGUGGCCAGUGGGAGUCCGAUGCCAGACUGGAUGGCAAAACAGUCAUCAUCACUGGCGGUAAUACUGGUAUAGGAAAGGAAACAGCACUUGACCUGGCCAAGAGAGGGGGCAGGAUCAUCCUGGCUUGCAGGGAUGUCGUCAAGGCUGAGAAGACCAAGGCUGAGAUCACAGAGAACUCUGGGAACCCGAACAUCCUGGUCAGGCCUCUGGAUCUGGCAGACGGCAGGUCCAUCAGGGAAUUCUCACAGCUCAUUAACAGAGAGGAGAGCCAGGUGAACAUACUGAUCAACAACGCUGGCGUCAUGAUGUGUCCGUACUCCAAGACUACAGACGGGUUCGAGAUGCAGUUUGGGGUCAACCACCUGGGUCACUUCUUGCUCACCUUCCUGUUACUUGACCUCUUGAAGAGGUCGGCGCCGUCGCGGGUCAUCACCCUGUCGUCCAUGGCCCACGCCUGGGGGCGGAUCCAGCUGGAGGACAUCAACAGUGAGACGAGCUAUCACUCCAGGCGAGCCUACGGGCAAAGCAAACUGGCCAACAUCCUGUCCACACGGUCCCUGGCUAGGAGGCUGCAGGGCACAGGGGUGACCGUGUACGCCGUUCAUCCAGGGAUUGUGCGUACCGAGCUGAAGAGACACAUGAACCUGGCCUUGCUCAUCUCCUGGAAGAUUGUGCGUCCUUUCACCAAGACGGUGGUUCAGGGAGCUCAGACCUCCAUCUUUUGUGCUGUGGAGCCCAACCUGGACAGCCAUAGUGGGGGAUACUACUGUGACUGUAAACUGUCGAGCUGUGACCGAGCUGGCAGGGAUGACGUUAUGGCUGAGAAGCUUUGGGAACUCAGCUGCCAAAUGCUCGGAAUCACGUGGGAUUGAGCGAUCAUUCAUCAAUCGAAACGCGCUUCAUAUGAAUAGUCGCUCAACGACAAAGAUGCUCACGGGACAAAAUGCAAGAACAACGGAUAGAAGAAAAAGUUGGUAGAUGGAUACUUAUUUUAACACAUGUUGAUGUUUACAUAGAUAUGUCAUACAUGCCAAGAUUAAAAUCCUCGCAUCACUUUGCUAUACAGUUGAUUACAUUAUGCAAAUGAAAAAUAUAAUGCCAUUAAUUUGCUUUUUUUUAUACUGCAUUGUGUACUGCAUUGUUGAACACAGCCUUGGCAUUAACAUUGGAUAUGCCAUGAUGCUUGAGAAGUACUGUGGAUGUACUGUCAAAAUAAUAAACUUCACUUCAGCUCGGCCUAAAUAGGCUAUGAUUCAUGUUUGAUUAAUGACAUCAGCGGCACAAUGCAUAGGCCUAUUCUAAAUCCAAUCUUGGCGUCACCUACAGGCCAACACAAUAGUGAAAUUCCGGACUUCAUUUUUCUGAACACGUAAAAAGUUUUCCUCCAAUUGAAUACAAUUAAA